Messenger RNA from Arxiozyma heterogenica, 765 nucleotides. It is a transcript of the gene HOP2, whose product is annotated as Hop2p. The record is from RefSeq and is a predicted model, not a curated record. NCBI's taxonomy places the organism in Eukaryota, Fungi, Ascomycota, Saccharomycetes, Saccharomycetales, Saccharomycetaceae. Gene Ontology annotation, cellular component: condensed nuclear chromosome; DNA recombinase auxiliary factor complex. Bases 1 to 765 code for a protein of 254 amino acids. Gene Ontology annotation, biological process: meiotic joint molecule formation; homologous chromosome pairing at meiosis; meiotic strand invasion involved in reciprocal meiotic recombination. The transcript has a single exon. Gene Ontology annotation, molecular function: recombinase activator activity; double-stranded DNA binding.
AUGGCAGGUCCAAAUAAGUCUCAAAAUAAAAAAACGAAAGGUAUUGAUAGCAUAUCAAAUAAAAUUCAAAAUGAUGAAGAUGUUGUUGAAAAAUACUUGAUUUCACAGCAGAAACCCUUUUCUAUCAAUGAUAUGGUAUUAAAUUUAAAUAAUAAAUUUAAAAAGACACCUCUAUUAAAAAUUUUGGAAGAUUUACAUAAAAAGGAAAAAAUUAUAAUUGUAACAUUUGGUAAAACCUCAAUAUUUGCUUCCAAAGAUAUUGUUAAAGAAAUAUCAAUAAAACAAAGAGAUGAAGAAAUUGCUGGAAAUCAGCCUAGUAGUAAUCCUUUACUUUUAUUGGAACAGAUUUUACAAUUAAAAGAAGAACAAACUGAAAUGAACAGAGAUCUCAAACAAUUAAAUGAUUGUAUAAAUAAUGAAAAGAAGAAUCCUUCAAAUAAAGAACUCCCUACUUUAAUUAAAACUUUAGAAGGAAAAUUGGUUCAGGUGUGUGAGGCUAUAGAAGAAUUAAAAAAUCAAGAAGAUAAUAUUUAUAGGGACUCUAAAAAUAUAAGUAGUGAAUAUAACAGCGGAAACAGUAGUAAUGUCCCACAAACAAACAAAGAUUUAUUAGCGUACAUAGAAAAAAGUGAAAAAAUAUUAACAAAAGAGAUGAAAACUAGAAAACAAAUUAUAAAGAAUAUUUUGAACUUAUUGUUACAAAAUAAAAAACCUCAAGAAUUAAAGAAUAUCCUAGAUGAUAUUGGUUUUGAAGAAAUACAUUAA